AAGGGGACUGGAGCAUUAUGACAGUCAAGUCUUUAAAAGCUUAUGAGUUACCAGAGUCCUUGACGGCUAGCUGCUUCCCCUGCUGAUGUUGUCGGAUGUCAAUAAAGAGAGGUUGAAGGCAACACUUCUAAUGGAGCAGGUAACAUCGAAAGGUGCUGGCUUAAACCCUAACGCAAAAGUGUGGCAAGAAGUACCCCAAGGGAGUGGUGAGGCUGUGCCACCAACAAAUGGCGCAGAGCACUCGUGGCAAGAAACAGCGGCUGCACAAGGGACUCACACCGAGGGUAACGUAGAGAUUUCAGAGGACAGCUGCAAGCAAUAUGAAGUGAUGUAUUCCCCGUCUUGUGAAGCCACAAGAAAUGGCACAGGAGUUGAUGAAGCAUCUGCAAAUGGAAUUGUCCUAGCAACUGAAGAUCUUGGAUACCAAAUCUAUGAAGUGUCUGGUGAAGGCAGCUCCACUGUGUCCACAGAAGACAUUAGAGAAUGUUUGAAAAAACAACUUGAAUUCUGCUUCUCACGUGAGAAUCUUUCAAAGGAUCUCUACUUGAUGUCUCAAAUGGAUAGUGAUCAGUUUGUUCCAAUAUGGACGAUUGCCAACAUGGAAGGUAUUAAGAAGCUGACAACUGAUAUGGACCUUAUUCUUGAAGUUUUGAGAUCUUCUCCUAUGGUACAAGUGGAUGAGAGAGGGGAGAAAGUAAGACCAAACCACAAACGAUGUAUUAUCAUUCUCCGUGAGAUCCCUGAAACAACACCUAUAGAGGAGGUUAAGGCUCUGUUUAAAAACGAAAACUGUCCCAAAGUGAUAAGCUGUGAGUUUGCUCACAACAACAACUGGUACGUUACAUUCCAGUCAGAUACAGAUGCGCAACAGGCGUUUAAAUACUUAAGGGAAGAAGUGAAAACCUUUCAGGGCAAGCCAGUAAUGGCAAGGAUAAAAGCCAUCAACACAUUUUUUGCUAAGAAUGGUUACCGGGUAGUGGAUUCCAGUGUCUAUACUCAGCCAGUUCAAACACAAGCACAGUUUGCCUCACCACUGUUUAUGCAGCCUGUAUAUAGUCCUCAGCAGUACUCUAUUUACAGCAUUGUGCCUCAGACAUGGUCUCCAAAUCCUGCACCUUACUUUGAAACGCCACUGGCCCCCUUUCCUAACGGUGGAUUUGUGAAUGGCUUUAAUACACCAGGAUCAUAUAAAACAAAUGCUGCUUCUUUGAGUAUAGGUCGCCCAUUCCAUAGAAAUCGUGUGAAGCCUCACUUCCGAUCCUCUAACAGCUCCGAACACGCUGUGGAGGGUUCAGCUGCCGUCAGUACCAUGCCAGUGGGGGAUGGACCACUGAACAGAACCAACUCAAGGAAUUUUGUUAUGGAGCGACAUAACAGUACGUUAACUGGGCACCAAGACCAAGGUUAUUCCCAGAAGGAUUCUCCUACCGCGCAGAUGGAGCAGAAUGGCGAUUAUGGCAUUGGCAGGGGCAGGAGGAACGUUUUCAGAGGUCGGAGGAGACGAGAAGAUGACCGGGUUUCAAGACCUCAGCCUUCAACAGAAACAAAGACUCAGACACCAAAGUUUGACUUGCUAGCAUCAAAUUUCCCACCUUUGCCUGGCAGCACAGCAAAAAUACCGGGAGAGCCUGUGCUGGAGAGCAGGAUGUCCGAUAUCGUUAAAGGAGUCUGCAAAGAAAAGGAAAGCAAAGAUUUGCUGCCCAGCUGUCCAGCUCCUGCUCAGGAAGAACAGACGCACAGCACUGUACAGCAGCCUGUGACAAGUGUGAGUUCACCAAGUCAGACUGAAGCUGUGGUGUUAAGCACAGUUCAGCCAGACGGCAAACCGGAAGAAGUGUCUGCUCAGAAAGAUGUUACAAGCCACGCUUCCCCACCGGUGUCUGUCUCCCCUGUCAGUGCUGCAAAGCCGCCAAGGACAAAUACCACUUCACCUUCUCCUAAUGCAAGUGCAGCUCCGGCUUUGUUGGUGCAGGAGCCACGCAAGCUAAGCUAUGCUGAAGUUUGCCAGAAGCCCCCAAAGGAGCCUCCUCCAGUUCCUGUUCAGCCUCUUAGGGAACAUCGCACCAACAUAGUUCCCCCUGCCAAAAGUGAAGAAAAUGGUACACCUGAGAAGGCUUCGGAGAAGGCUCAUGACAAGGUUGAAGGUCGAAUGAAGGAUUAUUCUGGGUUCCGAGGCAACGGGCCUCCCAGGGGAGCUGCUGGGAAAAUCAGGGAACAGAGGCGCCAAUUUGGACGCAGAUCAUCGCCUCAGGGAGCACCUCGACGUAUCGGCAAGGAGCAGUACGUGCCACCCCGGUCACCAAAGUAACACUUGUCCAGCCAAUUAUUCUCUAUUUAAUUUGAGCUGUGGACUAAUAAGCAGCGAAGGAGACUGUGAGAAAAGUAUUCAUGAAGGGGAAUA
Molecule: messenger RNA, 2401 nt
Organism: Gymnogyps californianus (California condor)
Lineage: Eukaryota; Metazoa; Chordata; Aves; Accipitriformes; Cathartidae
Gene: LARP4
Product: La ribonucleoprotein 4
Exons: 16
Coding region: 86-2308 (740 amino acids)
Biological process (GO): positive regulation of translation
Cellular component (GO): cytoplasmic stress granule; cytosol
Molecular function (GO): mRNA 3'-UTR binding
Source: RefSeq, a predicted model, not a curated record